UUACACGAACGCCCUUCUUCCCCCUUCAUUUAAGUUCGCGUUUACCUCUUUUCACUUCCAACACUCAAACCAAGAGCCACAGAAAAUCAUGGCGCCAAAAAAGAAUUCAUCCUCUUCUUCUCCAAUUCCAAUCGGUAAUUGCGAGGUCAUUGUGGAUGCGAAUAAGUUCACUUGCAAAUCGGAACCGAACAGCCUCCAAAUUUCUGUCACCAAAAGUGCAAAAAUCAAAAUUUCAGUGAGGGAAGAGCUCAACAGAAGAAGCACUGAUGAUAUUUGGCAAUCUAAACCUGAAGGAGAAGGGAGAACUUCCACUUUUGGGGAUGAUUAUAUGUUUGUCCUUGUAAAUUCGAAAGACUCUAAUAGCCGUACCAAAUCCUAUCUUCAGGAGGUUUUAAGGAUAUACACAAGAGAACUACCUACGAUGAAUUAUGCUGCAAAUACUGGAAAGCAGUCAAUGUUUCUUGAAAAAUGUGUCUCAAGCGGGAAGUACUGCUCGCUUCUUUUGGAAUCCAAGUCUAUUGAAGGUUCUGGAGAGAUUAUAGCUGUAAUUACAUAUCAAAUAGUUCCUGCUGAUACACAGUAUGCUGAGAUUCCUCUUGCUGCCGUUAGCUCAAUCUACCAACACAAGGGUUUUGGUCGCUUCUUGUACAUGGAGUUGAAGAAGAGACUUUGCAACAUUGGUGUUCGUGCUAUAUAUUGUUGGGGAGACAAGGAAUCUGAGGGUUUUUGGCUUAAACAGGGUUUUGAAUCAAUAGCAGAAGUUGACAACAAAGGUAGAGUUCGCAGGCUGCCUAUUAAGGCUGAUAUCCGCAGAGCAUUAUGCUUUCCUGGCGGUUCAAUCCUCAUGGUUUCUCAUCUUAAUGAAGACACUUCAGCUCACUAUGCAGAGCCACUAACAUUCAAUUUUCCACUAAAGCCUCAUAAGAAGUCUUCAUCAGUUGCUGAUGUAUCUAUUCAGCCUUGGGAGAACUACGAUACUUUGAGCUCAGAAAAUCAAAUAAUCUGCAGAAACAUUUCAUAUCCUGAAGGACUGAUAACAGAUGGAUUUCCUGGAGAAGAUACAAAUUUAGGAGCAGGUUUUUCAUUGGAUCGGAACUGUGAAGAGCUAGCUCCUCUUGACGGACAAGAAUGCAGCAAGAUGACAACUGGUGCAGAAUUGGAAAAGAUUGGAAUUGAUUUUGAUGUCAAAUGUUGUUCUUGUUAUACACAAGGUACAAAGAAGAGGGCUUGGGAAGCUUCUUUGUCUUCACUGAUGUCAAAAAAGGUGAAGGGAAGUCAUCAAACUGAUUGUGGAACAGAUUCUGUUGUGGGCAUAGAUUCAGAAAGUGACAGAAUUGAUUGUUGCAUUAACAGAUGUUCUUUGGGUAUUUCAAAAAGUAACCUUUUUGUGGGGGUUACACCUGAAGUUCCUUUUACUGGUAAUUGCAUGGAAAACAAUGCAAAAGAAAGUAGAUCAAUUAAUAUGGCAUCAGAAGCUAUAAUUAGCAAAGAACUCCAGUCCAAGGGGGAAACCAGAAUCAUGUUGAUGAAUAUUGCUAAUGGCAAUAAAAAAUUGCAUCUUACAAAGGUAAUUGAAACCCUUGGUGGUGGUGUUACACCUGAUGGAAGUGUAAGCACUCAUGUAGUCACAGGAAAAGUCAGGAAAACACUGAAUUUCUGCACUGCUCUUUGUUCAGGUGCUUGGAUAGUCUCAUCCAGUUGGUUAAAAGAAAGCUUCCGGGAAGGUAAAUUUGUUGAUGAAUCGCCUUAUAUCUUGAAUGAUGAGGAGUACAAGCUCAAGUACAGAACUGAAUUAAAAGAUGCAGUUUCAAGAGCAAAAGCCAGACCUAGAGCUCUGCUUAGAGGGUCUAACAUAUGCAUAACCACUCAUGUCCAGCCUCCAGUUGAAACUCUAUCUGCCAUUGUCAGGUCUGCUGGUGGGAAUGUUAUUUCUGGUCUAGACAAAGUGAAUGAAGCAUCAAACACAAUCUUUGUUGCUUGUGAAGAAGACAUGGAAGAAGCAUUAUCGGCUGCAAAGAAAGGAAUACAGACAUUCAGCAGUGAUUGGUUGAUGAACUGCAUCAUGAGACAAGAGCUUGAUUUGCAAGCGCUUCAAUUUGCGGAGUCCUUGUGAUUAGACUAUAUCCUGUGGUGAGGUUAGGAUGAAUAGAAGAUGUAAAUUCAUUUUUAUCCCUCUUUUCAUUUCUCUGCCUUUGUGUCAAAAGAAAAUUUUGCUGGCAAAAGAUGUCAAUUUUAUCUAUGGAAGUCCAGUUUAAAUUUGAAAAAGAUAUGAAAUUUCAGUAUCUAAAAUAUUUUGGUGAAAAAAUCUCUUAUGUUUAGUUAGAAGAUGCUAAAUUUUGCAAUUUAAGCUUACAUUAUGGUAGGUACUUAACCUGGUUUUAUCUGAAA
Messenger RNA from Jatropha curcas, 2388 nucleotides. Its product is annotated as N-acetyltransferase. Gene Ontology annotation, molecular function: acyltransferase activity, transferring groups other than amino-acyl groups. Lineage: Eukaryota; Viridiplantae; Streptophyta; Magnoliopsida; Malpighiales; Euphorbiaceae. The record is from RefSeq and is a predicted model, not a curated record.